Mycena indigotica is the source of this 657-nucleotide messenger RNA. RefSeq names its product Vacuolar protein sorting-associated protein 29. Bases 19 to 657 code for a protein of 212 amino acids. Lineage: Eukaryota; Fungi; Basidiomycota; Agaricomycetes; Agaricales; Mycenaceae. The record is from RefSeq and is a predicted model, not a curated record. Gene Ontology annotation, biological process: intracellular protein transport; retrograde transport, endosome to Golgi. Gene Ontology annotation, cellular component: retromer complex; endosome. The transcript is spliced from 4 exons.
UUCCUGUACCUCUCCUCCAUGGUUCUCGUCUUGAUCAUUGGGGACCUCCACAUUCCUCACCGAACGCAUGAUCUCCCCGCCAAGUUCAAAAAACUAUUAGUCCCCGGCAAGAUUCAGCAGAUUUUGUGCACAGGCAAUGUUUGCGACAAGGAAACCUACGAAUAUCUGCGUACUAUCUCACCCGACGUCAACGUGGUCAGAGGAGACUUCGACGAGACCUCCAAUUUCCCGCUCUCAAUAACUGUCGUUCACAAUCCAAUCAAAAUUGGUGUUAUCCAUGGCCACCAGAGCGUUCCUGUCGGCGAUCUCGACUCUUUAGAUGCCAUAGCCCGGCAAAUGGAUGUAGACGUCCUCGUUUCAGGCCAUACUCAUACCUUCCAAGCCCGCGAACACGACAAUAGAUUCUUUGUGAACCCGGGAUCCGCCACGGGUGCAUGGACAGGAGCCAUUCCGGGCGACCCAACUCCUUCGUUUGCUUUGAUGGAUAUUCAAGGACCAGCGGUUGUCACUUACGUCUACCAACUUAUUGAUGGCGAAGUGAGGGUCGAGAAGAUAGAGUGGAGAAAGGAGGAUGAUGCGCCACUACCAACCAGAAAUACUUCUCAGCCUGUUUCGAGUCCGACACCAGGUAGUCCACAGCCCGCUGGCGUUUGGUGA